AUAUAAUCGAAUCAGUCGUAAAAUUGCAAUAAAAUAGCUCGAAACGCAGUGAAGCGUGUAAUGAUUAACAAAACAUUUUGAUUGGUCAAAAAGUUUAUAGUCACAUGACAGAUAUCAUAGACAAUGUUAAAAUAUUUGUGUCUCAUAGCAUUGCUACCAAUCUCAACAUGGGAAUACAAGAUCAAAGUGGAAGGCAAACUGGACAUUGGGAAUCAAAUAUCAGCGUUCCUUAAAGAAAUUCGGGCGCGGGUGAUCGAACAGAAGAUGAGGGCGAUGGGACAUGGACAGGGGCAGGGGGAGGAGGGUGAGUCAUACCACGGAGACAAGAAAAAAGGUCGAUCGCGGGAUGGUGACACAGGUAACGAAGAAAUGCCGUCCAUCGCCGAAAUGAGCAAUAAGGGAGAGGAAGACAUGACUCUACUCGACGAAAUGAUCAAGAAAGGAGAGAAGAGGAUGCACUUAUACGGAAGUCAUAAGUCGGUAGAGGAGAAAGAUAGGAACAAUGUCAACGUUUAAAACCUGUAAGGCCCACUUGCAUGUUUACGGGGUAAAUAGCUGGGAGGAUUCCCUAUUCGAUCGAACAUCACCGUGGAUCAAUUUUCUAGACGUAAACUUGAUAAUCGAACGUAAUAAAAUUGAAUCCAGAUCGAUGUUCGAUCGAAUAGGUUUCUUCUAGAGUUGCCUCCCGCAAUAUAACCCUAGCUUUUAAGGUCAAUAUGAAUUGUGUGCGCAUGCGCGAUUGCUAAGGUUACUAAUCUGUCGGUUAUUAGUACCCGGGGAUCAAAAUCGGAAACUUGCAAAAGUCAAUUUGAAAGGUCCUUUUAGUUAACAGUAGCGACGCCGGGAAAGACAAGUUUGUUCCGAAAUAUACAAGUGGACCUAAAAGUAAACACGUGUUAGAGCCGGUUUCACCACUUGCUGAUAAGUUAUCCGAUAGCCUAUAUCUAUCAAAAAUAUAGAGUUAAAAUUGUGUUUCACAAGUGUUGGAUAGGGUUAACUGGCUAAUAAGUUCAGGCAGAUUUAUCUAGCAGUUACUUUAUCUGUCAGAUUACAAAUGUUAUUUUAUCAGAAAGUGGUAACAGACACUUAGGUUUUAAGUUGUAAUGUUUAACUAAAAUGUAUGUUUUAAAAGGUAUCUUAAAGAAAUUAUAUUUAAAAUAUUUUUUAACGUG
Molecule: messenger RNA, 1172 nt
Organism: Plodia interpunctella (Indianmeal moth)
Lineage: Eukaryota; Metazoa; Arthropoda; Insecta; Lepidoptera; Pyralidae
Exons: 3
Coding region: 124-516 (130 amino acids)
Source: RefSeq, a predicted model, not a curated record